This is a messenger RNA of Castor canadensis (American beaver), 954 nucleotides long. RefSeq names its product putative olfactory receptor 2W6. Gene Ontology annotation, biological process: G protein-coupled receptor signaling pathway. Lineage: Eukaryota; Metazoa; Chordata; Mammalia; Rodentia; Castoridae. Gene Ontology annotation, molecular function: G protein-coupled receptor activity; olfactory receptor activity. Gene Ontology annotation, cellular component: membrane. The record is from RefSeq and is a predicted model, not a curated record.
AUGUGGUCACAGGUGAUGGAAAAGGAAAAUAUAAGUUCUUUUGAAGGCUUCAUCCUGGUGGGCUUCUCUGACCGUCCCCACCUGGAGUUGAUCCUCUUUGUAGUUGUCUUCAUCUUUUAUCUGUUGACUCUUCUCGGCAACAUGACCAUCAUGUUGCUUUCGGCUCUGGAUUCCCGGCUACACACACCAAUGUAUUUCUUUUUGGCCAAUCUCUCAUUCCUGGACAUGUGUUUCACCACAGGCUCCAUCCCUCAGAUGCUCUACAACCUUUGGGGCCCAGAUAAGACCAUCAGCUAUGUGGGUUGUGCCAUUCAGCUAUACUUUGUCUUAGCCCUGGGAGGGGUAGAGUGUGUCCUCCUAGCUGUCAUGGCAUAUGACCGCUAUGCUGCCAUCUGCAAACCCCUGCACUACACCAUCAUCAUGCACCCACACCUCUGUAGGCAGCUGGCUUUGGUGGCAUGGUUGAGUGGCUUCGGCAAUUCUCUUAUAAUGGCACCCCAGACAUUGAUGCUACCUCGCUGUGGGCACAGGAGGGUAGAUCAUUUUCUAUGUGAGAUGCCAGCACUAAUAAGCAUGGCCUGUGUAGACACUAUGACUCUUGAGGCACUGGCCUUUGCCUUGGCAAUCUUUAUCAUCCUGGCACCACUCAUCUUCAUCCUCAUCUCUUAUGGAUACAUUGCACAAGCAGUGUUUCAGAUCAAGUCAGCUACUGGGCGAAAGAAAGCCUUCAGCACCUGUAGCUCCCACCUAAUGGUUGUCUCUCUCUUCUAUGGUACAAUCAUAUACAUGUACCUACAACCAGCAAACACAUAUUCCCAAGACCAGGGAAAAUUUCUUACUCUUUUCUAUACAAUUGUCACUCCCAGUGUUAAUCCUUUGAUCUAUACUCUAAGAAACAAAGAUGUUAAAGAGGCCAUAAAGAAGGUGCUGGGGAAGGGGAGUGCAGGACAGUAA